Gekko japonicus is the source of this 2053-nucleotide messenger RNA. RefSeq names its product cysteine rich angiogenic inducer 61 (gene CCN1). The coding region runs from base 370 to 1494 and encodes 374 amino acids. Gene Ontology annotation, biological process: signal transduction. The record is from RefSeq and is a predicted model, not a curated record. Gene Ontology annotation, cellular component: extracellular region. The transcript is spliced from 5 exons. Gene Ontology annotation, molecular function: protein binding. NCBI's taxonomy places the organism in Eukaryota, Metazoa, Chordata, Lepidosauria, Squamata, Gekkonidae.
GCACGCGGCGGCGGCGGCGGCGGCCACUCGGCAUAUAAGCAGCUGCUCGCGCUCAGCGCCUCUUCAGACUGCGAAGGGAUCCCCGAGAAGCGCAACGCAUAGCGCCGAGCAGCCGAAAACAGGGACGGCAGUCUUUUUUUCCUCCCCUUUCCCCCGUUUCUCCGAAAAGAAGCAAGACGACGCUUUGUAACUCCUGCAGGACUCGCCUUCUUUUAACAGCUACCGGCAGAGCUCAGUCACUUUGCCCAAGCCUUGCCAUUUUUUGAGGCAGGGGGAUUGUUCAGGCUCUCUUUCCCUCCCUUUGUUUUUUGUCCGCUUUGAAUUGGGAGAGGGGGGAAAAGAUCAGACGUUCUGCCUUUAACAGCAGUGAUGAACUAUCAGACUAUCAACUUCGUCCUGGCUCUUGCCCUUCUUCAAUUAGUGCAUGGGGCGUUUUCUUCCUGCCCUUCUGCUUGCCAGUGUCCUCUAGAGGUCCCAAGAUGUGCUCCAGGAGUUGGUCUGGUUCUGGAUGGCUGUGGAUGCUGUAAAGUCUGUGCUAAACAGCUCAACGAGGACUGUAGCAAGUUGCAGCCCUGCGAUCACACCAAGGGGCUGGAAUGCAAUUUCGGCGCCAGUUCCACAGCUCCAAAGGGGAUCUGCAGAGCACAGUCAGAAGGGAGACCCUGUGAAUACAACUCCAAAAUUUAUCAGAAUGGAGAGAGUUUUCAGCCCAACUGCAAGCACCAGUGCACAUGCAUUGACGGAGCUGUGGGCUGUAUCCCACUGUGCCCACAAGAACUCUCCCUUCCUAACUUGGGCUGCCCAAACCCAAGGCUGGUGAAAGUCCCUGGCCAGUGCUGUGAGGAGUGGGUCUGUGAUGACUCCAAAGAUGCCCUGGAGGAGCUGGAAGGUUUCUUUGGCAAAGAAUUUGGUCUGGAUGCUUCAGAAGGGGAAUUAACCAGGAACAACGAGCUAAUAGCCAUUGUGAAAGGAGGGCUGAAAAUGCUACCUGUCUUUGAUUCGGAGCCACACAGUCACUCGUUUGAGAAUCCAAAAUGCAUUGUGCAAACAACCUCAUGGUCACAGUGUUCAAAGACCUGUGGGACUGGCGUCUCCACCCGAGUCACCAAUGAUAACCCCGACUGCAGACUAGUCAAAGAAACCAGGAUAUGUGAAGUGAGGCCAUGUGGGCAGCCUAGCUAUGACUCCUUAAAGAAGGGAAAGAAAUGCACCAAGACCAAAAAAUCCCAAGCUCCAGUGAAAUUCACGUAUGCAGGAUGCUCCAGUGUGAAGACGUACCGCCCCAAAUACUGUGGUUCGUGUGUGGACAGCAGAUGCUGCACUCCUCAGCAGACCAGGACUGUCAAGAUCCGGUUUCGCUGUGACGAUGGAGAGACCUUCACUAAGAAUGUCAUGAUGAUCCAGUCCUGCAGAUGCAACUACAAUUGUCCCCACGCAAAUGAGGCCUACCCUAACUACCGGCUAUUCAAUGAUAUCCACAAAUUUAGGGACUAAGUUGUGAUGUGUGCAGGCUUGAGCAAGAGGCUUGGUUGUUGUUUUGUUUAAACAUUUUUGAAGUAACAACAGUGGAAAAAUGAACUCUUGAUGGAAGUGUUGCCUUCGCCCAUGGGAGGGCAACACUGAGACUCGAGAAUGCACUGUGCAACUGGAUACUAAUGCAACAGUUUGAGCAUACUUAAAGCUUCAUAAUACUGGAGCAAUCUUAUUGCUUCAUUUUGGAGCACUUUCAUGAUUACUGAUUUCUGUUUGUAACUGAUUGUUUCUACGUUUGUCUGUCCGUCUGUCCUGGGUAUGAAAACCUUCAGUUCUCUACUGUUCAGUAUAACAUCACAUAUUUGUUGUUGUUCCAAACUCAUAUUGGAGGUUACAUUCCUUCCUAAGGUGGGCACUUGUGGAGUUCUCAUCUCUGGCAGCUAUAGGUACCAGCUAUAUAAUUCAUACCCGCAAACAGAAAUUGGUGGGCUUUAAAGCUGAAUAUUUUAUUUAUCGAAAUGUAGCUUCUUUUUUUUUGAGGAAACAAUCCCUAAUACUGGAAUAAGUUGUAAAUGAUUUA